AUGGAAAAUAUUACAAUUAAAAUUAUAAUAUCCCACAAACUUAAGAGCAGUGACACACCAAUAUUGCAAUUCUGGGAGGGGCUUUCUAUACUCCAAGAUAUGUCAUUUUAUGUAUAUUACAUCCCAAAAAGAGUAUAAUAUUCCUUAGUCCUGUUAGAUAUGGAGUAAUUUCUUCUCUUAAGCUAUUUUCUGGAGUACUUGAGUUUUUUGAAACAGCUAAAUUAUAUUGCUUUAAACCUCUUCUACAUUUAUAUUCAUCUUAUCUUUGAGGUAAAGAAAGAUAUUAGAAUCAGACAUAAUUUCAUCCAAAUCAAUGACUGGCCUUUCUAUCUUGAUAUAUUAAAACGCAUUAUUGGUUUCAGAUGGUAUAUAUUUGCUCCUGAUACAAGUUAUUAUAUGUAAAUGAAUCGAAAUCAACUAAUUCUCUCCUUCAUUCUUUUUACAAAUAGCUCUUAUUAAAUGUUCGAUUUAAGUUUUUCUAUUAAGAGCUCUUAUUUAUUAUAACUAGAAUCUCAUUUCUUGAUUCGAAGCAUAUUAAGACGAUAUGAUAUGUAAAAUUAUUUAAUCCUGAAACACCAUCUAAUCUCAAAUUACUUUUUAGGUAAUCUCUUUAGUAUGAGAAACGAAUAAGACAGAUUUAAUUAAUUAUUUUUGAUUUUAAAGAAGGAAAUUGAUUUUCUGCUUCUCUUUUCAAAUAUUAAGUAAAUGAGUUAAUUAUCAAUUUAUGAUUGUAUUGAGGGAAGGUUAUUUGCAUUUAUCACUUAUUAAGAUUAAAAAGUUGAAUUAUGA
Molecule: messenger RNA, 789 nt
Organism: Paramecium tetraurelia
Lineage: Eukaryota; Ciliophora; Oligohymenophorea; Peniculida; Parameciidae
Exons: 1
Source: RefSeq, a predicted model, not a curated record